AGACAGAUGUCUCUAACGGGGGACAACUGCCUGCUGUGUGGAUACCUUCAGGUGCAGGAGAAGGAGAAAGGGAAAGGUUGGACCAAGAUGUGGGCGGCUGUAACUAAAGCUGAGCCGAUGGUGCUGUACCUACAAGGCAGUGGACAGGAUGUCAAGGGCUCGCGAGCAGUACCGUUACCCGGGUUUGAGGUGGUCUCAGUACCGUCGACGACGGCCGACAAGUCAGAGGUCAAGCACGUGUUCCGGCUCAGCCACACCCAGCAAACUUUGCUCUUAAGUGCCCAGGAUGCAGAACUUCAAGCCAAGUGGGUGGAAGCCCUUUCCAAAGCUGCCCGUGGAGAACCGCCUGCAGACGCAUCGAUGAGCCUGACUGAACACAGGAAGAGCCAGUAGUGGUCACGUUGCAGCCGAAAGACUCGCUACCCCACCCUCUCCUGUGUAUAGAGCACACAUUACUUGAAUUCACUUAACAUUGGCACUUUCCCCCUCCCCAACUUUGAAAGGACAAUUCAAUCCUCCCCAGGCCUCUUCAGUCUCCUCCUCAUGACCACCCAGCUUCUUCUAUUUCUUUAUCUCCGUGUCUCUAUCGAACACACACAAACCACUGAGGCCACUGAUUCGAACGUUUCUUUCUCAGUGUUUUCAACAACCGGAGCGGAUCUUUGAAGAACGUUUGUACAAUAUCUGAAGACUGCUUUUUAAAGAAGUUAUUGGACAUUAUUCCACGGUGUUGUGAAGCAUUAACUCCUCGUCUCCCCAUUAGCGUGGAUGUGUGUGUGCAUGCGUUCGUAUGCGAGUGUUGGAGCGUGAGACCCCUCCUGUGUUUUAUUAUGUACUGAAUGUUAGUAUAAGAAAUCUGAAGGCUGUCUCUGGUGCGUUCACUCCUGCUGAUGACACAGAGGCGGUGCAGUGGGUCCUGUACAGUGUGUAUACAAUAGUGAUGUAAGGAAACAAAGAAAAGAAACUUUUAACUUAAAACACAAAGAAAUGUGUACUUCUGUGGCUGGCCACCUGAUUCUUUUAGUUAUCGCUCCCUUCCCUGUCCCCGUCCCGUUUCCCAGUAGUACAUUGGUGCUGAUUCCCGCUCCACCGUCGUUGUCGGAGUCUGAGACCUCUGACAUACAGUAAGUGUUAUUCACCACAUUUCCACUCAGUUUGUUGUGUGACCUGUCACAGACAGAAGAUCGUGACCACUUUUGACCCUGUGCUGCAGAGUCGGUGUGGUUCUUUAUCUCAGACCAACAACCCACGCCUCUCCUUCGGUGAUGUGACUGAAACCAAGUACUGUACUGUAAAAAUCCUUGACUCUGCCUUGCCCCUUGUUCCUUGCUCCUAUCAGCACCAGCCUUUAAAUAAAAGUAGCAAAUGAACUUCGGUCUCUUUGUGCAUG
Molecule: messenger RNA, 1390 nt
Organism: Nematolebias whitei (Rio pearlfish)
Lineage: Eukaryota; Metazoa; Chordata; Actinopteri; Cyprinodontiformes; Rivulidae
Product: FYVE, RhoGEF and PH domain-containing protein 3
Source: RefSeq, a predicted model, not a curated record